AUGUUGAACUUGAACAAAAUUUUGAAAGAUGACCCUCCUACUGUUAAAGAGGGUGAGGAAGAUGAAGUUACCGCUUUCACUACUGUUGAAGCUUGGAAACACUUUGAUUUCUUGUGCCGAAACUACAUCCUGAAUGGAUUAUCGGAUGCACUUUACAAAGUGUAUAGUGUUAAGAAAAUAACUAAGGGCUUAUGGACAUCAUUGGACCAUAAAUACAAAGCCGAAGAUGUUGGAGCUAAAAAUUUUUUAGUUGCUAAAUUCUUGAAUUUUGUAAUGAUUGAUUCUAAAUUAGUUGUGAAUCAAGUGCACGAACUUCAACUGAUCAUUCACGUAAUUCUUGCUGAAGGGAUGAUGAUAAGUGAAUCCUUCCAAGUGGAAGCCAUUAUUGAGAAGUUGCCUCUUGCUUGGAAUGACUUCAAGAAUUACCUAAAGUACAAAAGAAAGGAAAUGUCAGUGGAAGAUUUAAUUGUCAGACUUCGGAUUCAAGAAGACAAUAGAGGUACGAAAAAAAGGCUCAGCAAAGCAGCAAAUAGCAAUAGUGCUAGGGCAAACAUCGUAGAAGUCAAUAAAGAUUUCAAGGAGGGAAAACAACCUGAAAAUGGGUCUAAACUGGGACCAAAAGGUGGCAUUUCCAAGAAGCAAAAAUUUCAAGGAAAAUGCUUCAAUUGCAACAAGAUGGGGUACAAGUCAUCCAGCUGUAGGAUACCAAAAAAAGUUAGAGCUAACAAGGCCAAUACUGUAGAAGAAAUUUUCAAGGAAGUGUCCGAUAUGGGCUUAUAUGCCUAA
Gossypium arboreum is the source of this 786-nucleotide messenger RNA. RefSeq lists its product as uncharacterized. The transcript has a single exon. Lineage: Eukaryota; Viridiplantae; Streptophyta; Magnoliopsida; Malvales; Malvaceae. The coding region runs from base 1 to 786 and encodes 261 amino acids. The record is from RefSeq and is a predicted model, not a curated record.